AUGGACAUUAAUUCAACGAGAACCCUAUGGACCCUGGUCACCAGUGGAACUAUAUGGACCCUGGUCACCGGUGGAACUAUAUGGACCCUGGUCACCAGUGGAACUAAAUGGACCCUGGUCACCAGUGGAACCCUAUGGACCCUGGUCACCGGUGGAACUAUAUGGACCCUGGUCACCAGUGGAACCCUAUGGACCCUGGUCACCAGUGGAACUAUAUGGACCCUGGUCACCAGUGGAACUAUAUGGACCCUGGUCACCGGUGGAACUAUAUGGACCCUGGUCACCAGUGGAACUAUAUGGACCCUGGUCACCAGUGGAACUAAAUGGACCCUGGUCACCAGUAGAACUAUAUGGACCCUGGUCACCAGUGGAACUAUAUGGACCCUGGUCACCAGUGGAACUGAAUGGACCCUGGUCACCAGUGGAACUAUAUGGACCCUGGUCACCAGGUGGAACUGGAACUAUGGACCCUGGUACUUCAACAGCACCUGGAGACACCCGUAUGGCCAGGAGACUGUCCCGUCACCUUUCAACAGCACCUGGAGACACCCCUAUGGCCAGGAGACUGUCCCGUCACCUUUCAACAGCACCUGGAGACACCCGUAUGGCCAGGAGACUGUCCCGUCGCAUUUCAACAGCUCCUUCCAACUCCAGCACCACAACAGCUUCCACAACACCCUACUAGGUGUCUCCCUGGGCUUCCUGUCGUUGCUCACCGUCAUCAUGAACAUCCUGGUACUCUACGCCGUGAAGAAAGAGCGGACCCUCCACACGGUGGGCAACCUCUACAUCGUCAGCCUCUCCGUGGCGGAUCUCAUCGUCGGGGCCACCGUCAUGCCCCUCAACCUGGUGUAUCUGCUGGAGGAUGAGUGGAGGCUGGGGAGGGUCGUCUGUCAGUUCUGGCUCAUUAUGGAUUAUGUAGCCAGCACAGCCUCCAUCUUUAGUCUGUUUAUACUGUGUCUGGAUCGGUAUCGGUCCGUUCACGAGCCGCUGAGGUACCUGAAGUACCGGACCAGAGGGAGAGCUAGCGUUAUGAUCUCAGGGGCCUGGCUAAUGUCCAUGACGUGGAUUAUUCCUAUUCUAGGGUGGAGGUCCUUCGUUCAGGUCGACCUCAAACCGGAGAUGGAGAAUAAGUGUGACACUGAUUUCCGGUUUGUUACUUGGUUUAAGGUUUUAACUUCAGUGUUUAACUUCUACCUUCCGUCUCUGUUGAUGCUGUGGUUCUACUCGCGCAUCUACAUGGCUGUGAGACAGAACUUCAGAGAGAGGGAGAGGAUUAUCAAUCCCACAGAUUCCGUGGUGGAAAACAGGAUCGGACACAAAGUCCAAACAGGAAAUAGCCACUGCGAGUCUAAGAAAGAAAGAAACUCAGACUUUGAUCAGUACACGUUAGACCAGCCGAACGACUCCACAGAUACAGUUGAAACCAACGCGCCCAGGGAACCCAAGUCUGAGAAAGACUCUCACUCCAGUCAUUCAGUGCUCAGAAUGACAAAACGUCUGAAGACGACUGUAAAGGACAAAAGAAAGAGCGGCUCUUCGUCUUUCCAGCAGAAGAAUUCAGACUCGGAGACCCCUUUGAACCUGUCCUCUUUACCUCUUGGCUUCACAAACUAUGACGACAACGUUCAGAAACUCUACGUAUCCGUGAACGACUGCAAGGUAGCCGUGCCGUCAAACUCUGUGGCUGGCGUCUGCGAGAUAACCCAGAUAUCUGACAUGCAGAGAUACACCACCAUGUUCUACAACAACGAGUUCACCCAGUCUGUCAAUUUAUCCCCGUCACCAUGUCCCCAUAAUUCACCCCAGUCACCCCCGCCUCAGGAGGACUCAGAGCCUGACGAUGGUACUAACCCGGACGCUGCAGCCAACGCUUUGACUCUAAAGCAGACCUGGCAGAAGUUCUGUGCCCAGUCCAGGCAGCGUAUCCAGAGCCUUCAGGUCCAUAAGGAGCACAAAGCGGCCAAGCAGCUGGGCUGUAUUAUAGCUGGGUUCAUGAUGUGCUGGAUCCCCUACUUCAUAGUCUUUAUGGUCAUGGCUUUCUGCCAAACCUGUGUACAUCACAACCUACAUAUGUUCACGAUAUGGCUUGGGUAUAUUAACUCUACCUUGAACCCGUUCAUAUACCCCCUCUGCAAUGAGAAUUUCAAACGGGUGUUUAAAACUAUCCUACACAUUAAUUUGUGAUGAAAAGGUUUAUGAACAGUGCCUUGAGUGGCAUUUCAAUGUAUUUCCUUGUGAUGCUUUAACUUGUAAUACAGUAUGUGUGCUUGAAUGUUUUGAGUGACCUCAAUUUGGUACCUUAAAUUUGUAUAAUUUUGAAAAAUAUAAUGCUUAUUUAUUGUCCGCCUAAAUAUUUUUUGUUUAUUAUUUAUUAUCAGACCCAGACCAUAACGCCAUCGUUCCUACUCUGUGGAAAGACAGAAAGCUGCUCUGCCUUUAUUCAUUAUUUACUUAACUCUGCUGAAGAAGAAUAACUGCAGAAUAACUCUGCUGAAGGAGAAUAACUGCA
This is a messenger RNA of Oncorhynchus tshawytscha (Chinook salmon), 2512 nucleotides long. RefSeq names its product histamine H1 receptor-like. Gene Ontology annotation, biological process: adenylate cyclase-activating adrenergic receptor signaling pathway. The transcript has 3 exons. Gene Ontology annotation, cellular component: plasma membrane. Gene Ontology annotation, molecular function: G protein-coupled acetylcholine receptor activity. Bases 1 to 2187 code for a protein of 728 amino acids. The record is from RefSeq and is a predicted model, not a curated record. Lineage: Eukaryota; Metazoa; Chordata; Actinopteri; Salmoniformes; Salmonidae.